GAAUUUUUUUUAGUGUGGAAAAUUUUGACAGCCCACUCCACCCACUCAAUGCCUUCGAUUUGUUCUUUCUCUACUGUAUUUCUUCGCGUUUUUGAGCUCAGGUGCUCGUUUAGCGACCCGAAUUCGUGGUGUGGAGUCAGUUUUUCGUACGUUGACGAGCUCCAGAUUUGAAUCAGUUCUUCAAAUUCUAGUGGGUCGGAGAAAUCGAAGACACCCACGUUCCCAUUUCGCCGCUGGCUUUGAAUCACCUAAUCUUUUACUCUAGCUUUGUAUUUCUUCCUGGUUUGUUUCACUGGGAGUUUGAGAUGAAGAUUAGUCUCUGGUUUUACUGGGUUUUGGAGGCGAUCGGAGAAUUUCCGGCGAUUUGAUGGGCUUGAUUCUGGUAGUGGUUCAGUCUUCUUCGACCCUUCAUGGAGGAGACCUUUCGGUGUAGUCUAUGUGCUGCUCGUAAAUUUGGUGCUAAGAUUCGCUUCGUUGUUGUUCUGUUUGAGAUUUUGCUUCUAUUGUCUUUGGAUGUUGUAUAUGCAAAAUUUGAAGAUCGCCGCCUGGAAAGGGGAGCUGAAAGCAUUGUUUCGCACUCUUGCAUCCAUGACCAGAUACUCGAGCAAAAAAGGCGACCUGGGAUGAAGGUAUACUCUGUUACGCCCCAAGUUUACGAUGUAGCGGGUGCUGCAAAGCCACUUCAUAGAACGGGUAGAGCAUUGCUUGGACUUUCGGAAUUAUCAGAUCAGCAAAAGAAUGCAAAACAACCUAUUAGAAUAUAUCUGAAUUACGAUGCUGUUGGUCAUUCACCGGAUAGGGAUUGCCAAAAAGUUGGCGACAUUGUUAAGCUUGGAGAACCUCCUGUCACUGCAUCGUUUCUGGGCUCUCCUUCUUGCAAUCCUCAUAGCAACCCUCCGAUUUCGGGUGACUGCUGGUAUAAUUGCACUUUAGAUGAUAUAUCCGGGGAAGACAAAAAACAUCGUCUGCACAGGGCUUUAGGUCAGACUGCUGAUUGGUUCAGACGAGCAUUGGCUGUUGAACCCGUGAAAGGGAACUUGCGUUUAAGUGGAUACUCCGCUUGUGGGCAGGACGGAGGUGUACAACUUCCCCGUGAAUACGUUGAAGAGGGAAUUCCCAAUGCAGAUUUGGUUCUUUUAGUGACCACAAGGCCUACUACUGGGAACACACUGGCUUGGGCUGUUGCAUGUGAACGCGAUCAAUGGGGCCGUGCGAUUGCUGGGCAUGUGAACGUUGCACCUCGGCAUUUGACCGCUGAAUCAGAAACUUUACUUUCAGCUACUCUUAUACACGAGGUUAUGCAUGUCCUUGGUUUUGAUCCACACGCCUUUGCCCAUUUCAGAGAUGAGAGGAAAAGAAGACGUAGUCAGGUAACAGAACAGGUCUUGGAUGAACGACUUGGGCGUACAGUAACUCGGGUGGUUCUUCCACGUGUUGUUAUGCAUUCACGAUAUCAUUAUGGGGCGUUUUCGGAGAAUUUCACGGGUUUAGAGCUAGAAGAUGGAGGAGGGCGUGGCACUUCAGGCUCUCACUGGGAAAAGAGGCUUUUGAUGAAUGAAAUAAUGACUGGUUCGGUUGAUACGAGAUCUGUCGUCUCAAAAAUGACACUGGCUUUAUUGGAAGAUAGUGGAUGGUACCAGGCUAACUAUAGCAUGGCAGAUCGUCUCGAUUGGGGUAGCAAUCAAGGAAAUGAUUUCGUCACUUCCCCGUGCAACCUCUGGAAGGGGGCAUACCAUUGCAACACGACACAGUUGUCGGGAUGUACAUAUAAUAGGGAGGCAGAGGGUUACUGUCCAAUUGUUAGCUAUAGUGGGGAUCUCCCUCAAUGGGCUCAAUAUUUUCCCCAACCUAACAAAGGUGGACAAUCGUCAUUGGCUGAUUAUUGUACGUACCUUGUGGCUUACUCGGAUGGAUCAUGCACGGACACCAAUAGUGCUCGCGCGCCUGAUAGAAUGUUGGGUGAAGUUCGAGGAAGUAACUCAAGGUGUAUGGCCUCAUCCUUAGUCAGGACUGGGUUUGUAAGAGGUUCGAUGACCCAAGGAAACGGUUGUUAUCAGCAUCUAUGCAUUAACAAUACAUUGGAGGUAGCUGUUGAUGGUAUGUGGAAACUAUGCCCUCAAGCUGGUGGACCAGUUCAGUUCCCUGGCUUUAAUGGUGAAUUAGUCUGCCCUGCAUAUCACGAACUUUGUAGCAAAGACUUAGUUUCGGUGCCUGGAAAGUGCCCGAAUACUUGCAAUUUCAAUGGAGAUUGCAUAAACGGGAAGUGUUUUUGCUUUCUAGGCUAUCAUGGACAUGAUUGUAGCAAACGAUCUUGUCCUAAUAACUGUAGUGGUCAUGGGAGGUGUCUUUCUAAUGGACUUUGUGAAUGUGGAAAUAGUUACACGGGCAUUGACUGCUCCACCGCUAUUUGUGAUGAGCAAUGUAGCCUCCAUGGAGGUGUCUGUGACAAUGGCGUUUGCGAAUUCCGAUGUUCGGAUUAUGCUGGCUAUUCGUGCCAAAGCAGCUCCAGGCUUCUAUCGAGUCUCUCCGUUUGCAAAAAUGUACUGCAAAGGGAUAUGACUGGCCAACAUUGUGCGCCGAGCGAACCCAGUAUUCUACAGCAGCUUGAGGAAGUUGUCGUCAUGCCAAACUACCACCGUUUGUUUCCCAGUGGUGCCCGGAAACUUUUUAACAUCUUCGGUGGUAGCUACUGCGAUGCCGCCGCAAAGCAGCUGGCUUGCUGGAUCUCAAUACAAAAGUGCGAUGAAGACGGUGACAACAGACUCCGAGUAUGCCAUUCGGCUUGUCAGUCCUACAAUCUCGCUUGUGGGGCAUCACUCGACUGCUCUGAUCAGACUCUCUUCAGCAGUGAGGAGGAAGGCGAAGGGCAGUGCACGGGGUCCGGUGAGAUCAAAUUGUCGUGGUUUAAUCGACUACGCAGUAACUUAUUCGUAAGUAACAGCUCCACAAAAGGAACAUCUGUAAAAUAGUUACUUGUAGUAGGGUCAAUUUCUUUUGCUCUGUAAUUUUACCAAGGGUCUUAACUUAGGAUAGAGUUGGUACUGCAAAUGCCAUAGAUUUAGGUCUUAGUUGUGCUUAGCCCAAAAUGAUUUAAGGAAAAAAAUGGGCUGAGAAGUUUUAAAAGUUUUAGGCUUUCAAAGAUGAAAGCUAUUUGUAAAGAGAGGAUUUGUAAGUGUAUGAAUCCAUGAGGAAAAAAAGGAGAGAGAAAGAACAAGUUAAGGUGGAAAAAGCUUUGUUCAUGUAUAACAUAAACUGGCCGAAGGCCUUU
Messenger RNA from Cucurbita maxima (winter squash), 3268 nucleotides. RefSeq names its product leishmanolysin-like. The record is from RefSeq and is a predicted model, not a curated record. Gene Ontology annotation, cellular component: cytoplasm; membrane. Gene Ontology annotation, molecular function: metalloendopeptidase activity. The transcript has 17 exons. Lineage: Eukaryota; Viridiplantae; Streptophyta; Magnoliopsida; Cucurbitales; Cucurbitaceae. Gene Ontology annotation, biological process: cell adhesion; proteolysis. The coding region runs from base 411 to 2969 and encodes 852 amino acids.